AUGCCGGGCACGGGGCAGACGCUGGCCCGCUCGACCGCCUGGCCGGCAAUGCUGGCCAUGCUGUUUGGCCUGGCCUUCCUGCUCUUCGGCAACUUUGGGCCUCUCCGCGCCAGCAAGGUGCUGAGCAGCACACGACGUAUUCCGGAAGCACGACCCGGGAGCGCCGCCUCGGGCCCCAUUGCGGGCCGUGCCAGGAUCGGGCCGGACGAAAGGGGGGGAUUGGGAAAGGAGGGGACACGAAAUCUGCUGCAUGCAGCUGGUUUCAGCCCCACCGAGGGGCCCAUUCCUCGAUACAUGGGCGCCGGGAGGCGCCGGGAAAAUCAGCCACGCGAGCUGAACUUUUGCUGGUGA
Prorocentrum cordatum is the source of this 351-nucleotide messenger RNA. The record is from the annotation of a GenBank genome assembly. Lineage: Eukaryota; Dinophyceae; Prorocentrales; Prorocentraceae.